Phyllopteryx taeniolatus (common seadragon) is the source of this 2995-nucleotide messenger RNA. RefSeq names its product kelch-like family member 13 (gene klhl13). The transcript is spliced from 7 exons. Gene Ontology annotation, cellular component: Cul3-RING ubiquitin ligase complex. NCBI's taxonomy places the organism in Eukaryota, Metazoa, Chordata, Actinopteri, Syngnathiformes, Syngnathidae. The coding region runs from base 591 to 2558 and encodes 655 amino acids. Gene Ontology annotation, biological process: regulation of cytokinesis; protein ubiquitination. Gene Ontology annotation, molecular function: ubiquitin-protein transferase activity; cullin family protein binding. The record is from RefSeq and is a predicted model, not a curated record.
UCAAAAUGUUCUUGACAAAAUAUUCAGAAUGUUCCUAAGAGGUGAUAAUUUUAAUUUUUUUGCAUUUAAAAAUUGACAACGUGAAAAUCUUUGAUUUUGCAGGAUCUGAGCAAAUUGGAGAUUGAUUGUCAUGCAGGAAAAGACUACUGGCACUUUCAAUUGUAUCCAAUAGAUAGCUAAACUUUAGUCCAAAGCAACUGUACGAGAGUGGUUUCAUCGCAGUUUUGCUUCAAAUACUGCCAUAGCAUGACCAUUGUGGUAAUCACAACUGUGCUAACAAGGUGGCACUGUUGCUUAGCUACACUUGAUGAGCCCUUGGAAGGCUGGACUCCAUGAGACAGUCUCUUAUGCAGCGAGGCAAGCGGUCAAGCUGGAUGCAAUAUAUUGGCUUCUUGGUGCUGCUGCUAAUGUCACAACCCUGCCCGUAGCCCGCACUGCCUCCACCCAUGUAUUUUUGUCGCCGCGGCCCCGCUCUCCCUCCCCCUUAAAUGGUGUGGGCAGGAGUGGUACGGAAGACUGCAUUGGGAAGCUUCGCGUGGAAAUGGUCUUUGCUGUUGAUAUUGCUCUAGCACCAUUCUGGUGACAACAACAUGCCGUUGAAAUGGAAAAGCGGUUCUCCUGUCAGCUGGAAAUUCCCAGUGCCAGUCCUUAAGACAUCCCGGUCCUCACCGCUUUCACCUGCCUACAUAUCCCUUGUGGAGGACGACGACACUCACAUGAAAGUGGCUCUGGGCUACGGUGAUAUGGGCAUCUGUGCUCACCUUCAGGCAUCAAAGACUGGAAACACGCGUUUUUUCACAAGCAACACACACAGCUCAGUGGUUCUUCAGGGAUUUGACCAGUUGAGGAUAGAGGGACUGCUAUGUGAUGUCACUCUAGUGGCCGGUGAUGGCGAUGAAGCCUUCCCUGUACAUCGAGCAAUGAUGGCUUCAUCCUCUGACUAUUUCAAAGCUAUGUUCACAGGUGGAAUGAAAGAACAGGAUUUAAUGUGCAUCAAGCUCCACGGAGUUAACCGAAUAGGCCUGAAGAAGAUCAUUGACUUCAUCUACACAGCCAAGUUGUCACUUAACAUGGAGAAUCUGCAAGACACACUUGAGGCAGCCAGCUUCCUACAAAUCCUUCCAGUGUUGGAUUUCUGCAAGGUCUUUCUUAUAUCUGGGGUUUCCCUAGACAACUGUGUCGAGGUGGGCCGCAUUGCCAACACAUAUAACCUCACAGAAGUGGACAAAUAUGUCAACAAUUUCAUACUGAAAAACUUCCCCUCACUUUUGGGCACUGGCGAGUUUGUCAAGCUGCCAUUUGAGCGCUUGGCAUUCGUGCUGUCCAGCAACAGCUUGAAACACUGCACUGAAUUGGACCUCUUCAAGGCCGCUUGCCGCUGGCUACGCUACGAAGAUAGUCGCAUGGACUACGCCUCGAAGCUCAUGAAGAACAUCCGCUUUCCCCUGAUGAACCCGCAGGAGCUCAUUAAUCACGUACAGACAGUGGACUUCAUGCGCACAGACAACACAUGCGUCAACCUUCUCCUGGAAGCUAGCAACUACCAAAUGAUGCCCUAUAUGCAACCCGUCAUGCAGUCAGAACGGACAGCCAUCCGCUCGGACAGUGCCCACCUGGUCACGCUGGGUGGCGUCCUGCGGCAGCAGCUCGUGGUGAGCAAGGAACUGCGCCUGUUUGACGAGAAGGCACAUGAAUGGAAAGCGCUGGCACCUAUGGACGCACCUCGCUACCAGCACGGCAUCGCAGUCAUUGGCAACUUUCUCUAUGUUGUGGGGGGCCAAAGCAACUAUGACACCAAAGGCAAGACAGCAGUGGACACUGUGUUCCGCUACGACCCUCGCUACAACAAGUGGAUGCAGGUGGCAUGCCUUAAUGAGAAGCGUACCUUCUUCCACCUCAGUGCACUCAAGGGACACCUCUAUGCUGUUGGUGGAAGGAAUGCGGCUGGAGAGCUCGCUACUGUGGAGUGUUAUAACCCAAGGACGAAUGAAUGGACGUACGUUGCCAAAAUGAAUGAGCCACACUAUGGACAUGCUGGGACGGUGUAUGGCGGCUAUAUGUAUAUUUCAGGGGGCAUCACUCACGACACCUUUCAGAAGGAGCUGAUGUGCUUUGACCCAGAUACAGACAAAUGGACACAGAAGGCGCCCAUGACCACAGUGCGCGGCCUCCACUGCAUGUGCACGGUCGGCGACCGCCUCUACGUGAUUGGCGGGAACCACUUCCGGGGCACGAGCGACUACGACGAUGUGCUCAGCUGCGAGUACUACUCCCCGGCCCUUGACUUAUGGACUCCUAUCGCCGCCAUGUUGCGAGGCCAGAGCGACGUGGGCGUGGCCGUGUUUGAGAACAAGAUCUACGUGGUGGGCGGAUACUCAUGGAACAAUCGCUGCAUGGUGGAAAUAGUUCAGAAGUAUGACCCCGAGAAAGACGAGUGGCACAAAGUGUUUGAUUUGCCCGAGUCGCUUGGUGGGAUUCGAGCCUGCACACUUACAGUGUUCCCCCCUGAAGAUAUCUCAGGCUCGCCGUCCAGAGAGUCGCCUCUUUCAGCACCUUGAUGAGUGAUGGGGGGAGCCCUAUUUUGGUCACACCCCCGUAACCCCAUAACUCCCCAACAAACACAUAUAGACAUUGUUUGCACUUCCUCUUCAGACUAAGUCUGUACUGCGUCCCUCUGUCCUACAUUUGUGGAGAAGCCCCUCAAGGUCCUCGAGUGGUGAAAACGACAUACCGUUACAGUAAUGGCAACCGAUUUCCACCUUGAUGUUGCACACUAAGUUUAUAUUGUGUUAGGAAGUACCUUGACUUGAAAGGGACUUUGCAAAUCAACUUUUCUACCUGAUUUUGCUGCAGAGGGUUACCAGGACAAGCUCAGGCCUCAGAUCAGGCCCGUCUAAAACAGCUCUCCUUCGGUUUUACUUCUUUCCUGCGAUUGCUACGAAACUGUUAACAAAGUUGUGUUUUCUAAAUUUAAUAAACAUGGUUUUCAAAGUAA